AUGAACGGCUGCGCAGGAACGGCUGCGCAGGAACGGCUGCGCAGGAACGGCUGCGCAGGAACGGCUGCGCAGGUACGGCUGCGCAGGAACGGCUGCGCAGGAACGGCUGCGCAGGAACGGCUGCGCAGAAACGGCUGCGCAGGAACGGCUGCGCAGGAACGGCUGCGCAGGAACGGCUGCGCAGGAACGGCUGCGCAGGAACGGCUGAGCAGGAACGGCUGCGCAGGAACGGCUGCGCAGGAACGGCUGCGCAGGAACGGCUGCGCAGGAACGGCUGCGAAGGAACGGCUGCGCAGAAACGGCUGCGCAGUAACGGCUGCGCGGGAACGGCUGCGCGGAAACGGCUGCGCGGGAACGGCUGCGCGGGAACGGCUGCGCGGGAACGGCUGCGCGGGAACGGCUGCGCAGAAGCGGCUGCGCAGAAGCGGCUGCGCAGAAGCGGCUGCGCAGAAGCGGCUGCGCAGAAGCGGCUGCGCAGAAGCGGCUGCGCAGAAGCGGCUGCGCAGAAGCGGCUGCGCAGAAGCGGCUGCGCAGAAGCGGCUGCGCAGAAGCGGCUGCGCAGAAGCGGCUGCGCAGAAGCGGCUGCGCAGAAGCGGCUGCGCAGAAGCGGCUGCGCAGAAGCGGCUGCGCAGAAGCGGCUGCGCAGAAGCGGCUGCGCAGAAGCGGCUGCGCAGAAGCGGCUGCGCAGGAACGGCUGCGCAGAAGCGGCUGCGCAGGAACAGCUGCGCAGGAACAGCUGCGCAGGAACAGCUGCGCAGGAACAGCUGCGCAGGAACAGCUGCGCAGGAACGGCUGCGCAGAAACGGCUGCGCAGGAACGGCUGCGCAGGAACGGCUGCGCAGGAACGGCUGCGCAGGAACGGCUGCGCAGGAACGGCUGCGCAGGAACGGCUGCGCAGGAACGGCUGCGCAGGAACGGCUGCGCAGGAACGGCUGCGCAGGAACGGCUGCGCAGGAACGGCUGCGCAGGAACGGCUGCGCAGGAACGGCUGCGCAGGAACGGCUGCGCAGGAACGGCUGCGCAGGAACGGCUGCGCAGAAGCGGCUGCGCAGAAGCGGCUGCGCAGAAGCGGCUGCGCAGAAGCGGCUGCGCAGAAGCGGCUGCGCAGAAGCGGCUGCGCAGAAGCGGCUGCGCAGAAGCGGCUGCGCAGAAGCGGCUGCGCAGAAGCGGCUGCGCACAAAGCGGCUGCGCACAAAGCGGCUGCGCACAAAGCGGCUGCGCACAAAGCGGCUGCGCACAAAGCGGCUGCGCAGAAGCGGCUGCGCAGAAGCGGCUGCGCAGAAGCGGCUGCGCAGAAGCGGCUGCGCAGAAGCGGCUGCGCAGAAGCGGCUGCGCAGAAGCGGCUGCGAACGGCUGCGCAGGAACGGCUGCGCAGGAACGGCUGCGCAGGAACGGCUGCGCAGGAACGGCUGCGCAGGUACGGCUGCGCAGGAACGGCUGCGCAGGAACGGCUGCGCAGGAACGGCUGCGCAGGAACGGCUGCGCAGGAACGGCUGCGCAGGAACGGCUGCGCAGGAACGGCUGCGCAGGAACGGCUGCGCAGGAACGGCUGAGCAGGAACGGCUGCGCAGGAACGGCUGCGCAGGAACGGCUGCGCAGGAACGGCUGCGCAGGAACGGCUGCGAAGGAACGGCUGCGCAGAAACGGCUGCGCAGUAACGGCUGCGCGGGAACGGCUGCGCGGAAACGGCUGCGCGGGAACGGCUGCGCGGGAACGGCUGCGCGGGAACGGCUGCGCGGGAACGGCUGCGCGGAAGCGGCUGCGCAGAAGCGGCUGCGCAGAAGCGGCUGCGCAGAAGCGGCUGCGCAGAAGCGGCUGCGCAGAAGCGGCUGCGCAGAAGCGGCUGCGCAGAAGCGGCUGCGCAGAAGCGGCUGCGCAGAAGCGGCUGCGCAGAAGCGGCUGCGCAGAAGCGGCUGCGCAGAAGCGGCUGCGCAGAAGCGGCUGCGCAGAAGCGGCUGCGCAGAAGCGGCUGCGCAGAAGCGGCUGCGCAGAAGCGGCUGCGCAGGAACGGCUGCGCAGGAACGUCUGCGCAGGAACGUCUGCGCAGGAACGUCUGCGCAGGAACGUCUGCGCAGGAACGUCUGCGCAGGAACGGCUGCGCAGGAACGGCUGCGCAGGAACGGCUGCGCAGGAACGGCUGCGCAGGAACGGCUGCGCAGGAACGGCUGCGCAGAACGGCUGCGCAGGAACGGCUGCGCAGGAACGGCUGCGCAGGAACGGCUGCGCAGGAACGGCUGCGCAGGAACGGCUGCGCAGGAACGGCUGCGCAGGAACGGCUGCGCAGGAACGGCUGCGCAGGAACGGCUGCGCAGGAACGGCUGCGCAGAAACGGCUGCGCAGAAACGGCUGCGCAGGAACGGCUGCGCAGGAACGGCUGCGCAGGAACGGCUGCGCAGGAACGGCUGCGCAGGAACGGCUGCGCAGGAACGGCUGCGCAGGAACGGCUGCGCAGGAACGGCUGCGCAGGAACGGCUGCGCAGGAACGGCUGCGCAGGAACGGCUGCGCAGGAACGGCUGCGCAGUAACGGCUGCGCAGAACGGCUGCGCAGGAACGGCUGCGCAGAAGCGGCUGCGCAGAAGCGGCUGCGCAGAAGCGGCUGCGCAGAAGCGGCUGCGCAGAAGCGGCUGCGCCGAAGCGGCUGCGCCGAAGCGGCUGCGCAGAAGCGGCUGCGCAGAAGCGGCUGCGCAGAAGCGGCUGCGCAGAAGCGGCUGCGCAGAAGCGGCUGCGCAGAAGCGGCUGCGCAGAACCGGCUGCGCAGAACCGGCUGCGCAGAAGCGGCUGCGCAGAAGCGGCUGCGCAGAAGCGGCUGCGCAGAAGCGGCUGCGCAGAAGCGGCUGCGCAGAAGCGCGCAGAAGCGACCUGCGCAGAAGCGGACUGCGCAGAAGCGGCUUGCGCAGAAGCUGGCUGCGCAGAAGCGGCUGCGCAGAAGCGGCUGCGCAGAAGCGGCUGCGCAGAAGCGGGGGCUGCGCAGAGACGGCUGCGCAGGAAGCCGGCUGCGCAAGGAGCGGCUGCGCAGAAACGGCUGCGCAGAAACGGCUGCGCAGGAAACGGCUGCGCAGAAACGGCUGCGCAGAAGAACGGCUGCGCAUAAACGGCUGCGCAGAAACGGCUGCGCAGAAACGGCUGCGCAUAACGGCUGCGCAGGAACGGCUGCGCAGGAACGGCUGCGCAGGAACGGCUGCGCAGGAACGGCUGCGCAGGAACGGCUGCGCAGGAAGAACGGCUGCGCACGAAACGGCUGCGCACGAACGGCUGCGCAGGAACGGCUGCGCAGGAACGGCUGCGCAGGAACGGCUCUGCGCAGGAACGGCUGCGCAGGAACUGCUGCGCAGGAACCGCGCAGAACGGCUGCGCAGGAACGGCUGCGCAGGAACGGCCUGCGCAGGAACGGCUGCGAACGGCUGCGCAGGAACGGCUGCGCAGGAACGCUGCGCAGGAACGGCUGCGCAGAAGCGGCUGCGCAGAAGCGGCUGCGCAGAAGCGGCUGCGCAGAAGCGGCUGCGCAGAAACGGCUGCGCAGAAGCGGCUGCGCAGAAGCGGCUGCGCAGAAGCGGCUGCGCCGAAGCGGCUGCGCCGAAGCGGCUGCGCAGAAGCGGCUGCGCAGAAGCGGCUGCGCAGAAGCGGCUGCGCAGAAGCGGCUGCGCAGAAGCGGCUGCGCAGAAGCGGCUGCGCAGAAGCGGCUGCGCAGAAAGCGGCUGCGCAGAAGCGGCUCUGCGCAGAAGCGGCUGCGCAAAGCGCUGAGCGAAGCGGCUGCGCAGAAGCUGCUGCGCGAGCGGCUGCGCAGAAGCGGCUGCGCAGAAGCGGCUGCGCAGAAGCGGCUGCGCAGAAGCGGCUGCGCAGAAGCGGCUGCGCAGAAGCGGCUGCGCAGAAGCGGCUGCGCAGAAGCGGCUGCGCAGAAGCGGCUGCGCAGAAGCGGCUGCGCAGAAGCGGCCUGCGCAGAAGCGGCUGCGCAGAAACGGCUGCGCAGAAACGGCUGCGAACGGCUGCGCAGGAACAGCUGCGCAGGAACAGCUGCGCAGGAACAGCUGCGCAGGAACAGCUGCGCAGGAACAGCUGCGCAGGAACAGCUGCGCACGAACAGCUGCGCAGGAACAGCUGCGCAGGAACAGCUGCGCAGGAACAGCUGCGCAGGAACAGCUGCGCAGGAACGGCUGCGCAGGAACGGCUGCGCACGAACGGCUGCGCAGGAACGGCUGCGCAGGAACGGCUUCGCAGGAACGGCUGCGCAUAAACGGCUGCGCAUAAACGGCUGCGCAGAAGCGGCUGCGCAGAAGCGGCUGCGCAGAAGCGGCUGCGCAGGAACAACUACGCAGAAGCAGCUGCGCAGAAGCAGCUGCGCAGGAACAGCUGCGCAGGAACAGCUGCGCAGGAACGGCUGCGCAGGAACGGCUGCGCAGGAACGGCUGCGCAGGAACGGCUGCGCAGGAACGGCUGCAAGCGGCUGCGCAGAAGCGGCUGCGCAGAAGCGGCUGCGCAGGAACAGCUGCGCAGAAGCGGCUGCGCAGAAGCGGCUGCGCAGGAACGGCUGCGCAGGAACGGCUGCGCAGGAACGGCUGCGCAGGAACGGCUGCGCAGGAACGGCUGCGCAGGAACGGCUGCGCAGGAACGGCUGCGCAGGAACGGCUGCGCAGGAACGGCUGCGCAGGAACGGCUGCGCAGGAACGGCUGCGCAGGAACGGCUGCGCAGGAACGGCUGCGCAGGAACGGCUGCGCAGAAGCGGCUGCGCAGAAGCGGCUGCGCAGAAGCGGCUGCGCAGAAGCGGCUGCGCAGAAGCGGCUGCGCAGAAGCGGCUGCGCAGAAGCGGCUGCGCAGAAGCGGCUGCGCAGAAGCGGCUGCGCAGAAGCGGCUGCGCAGAAGCGGCUGCGCAGAAGCGGCUGCGCAGAAGCGGCUGCGCAAAAGCGGCUGCGCAGGAACAGCUGCGCAGAAGCGGCUGCGCAGGAACGGCUGCGCAGGAACGGCUGCGCAGAAACAGCUGCGCAGGAACAGCUGCGCAGGAACAGCUGCGCAGGAACAGCUGCGCAGGAACAGCUGCGCAGAAACAGCUGCGCAGAAACGGCUGCGCAGGAACGGCUGCGCAGAAACGGCUGCGCAGAAACGGCUGCGCAGAAACGGCUGCGCAGGAACGGCUGCGCAGGAACGGCUGCGCAGGAACGGCUUCGCAGGAACGGCUUCGCAGGAACGGCUUCGCAGGAACGGCUGCGCAGGAACGGCUGCGCAGGAACGGCUGCGCAGGAACGGCUGCGCAGGAACGGCUGCGCAGGAACGGCUGCGCAGGAACGGCUGCGCAGGAACGGCUGCGCAGGAACGGCUGCGCAGUAACGGCUGCGCAGUAACCGGCUGCGCAGUAACGGCUGCGCAGAAACGGCUGCGCAGGAACGGCUGCGCAGGAACGGCUGCGCAGGAACGGCUGCGCAGGAACGGCUGCGCAGGAACGGCUGCGCAGGAACGGCUGCGCAGGAACGGCUGCGCAGAAGCGGCUGCGCAGAAGCGGCUGCGCAGAAGCGGCUGCGCAGAAGCGGCUGCGCAGAAGCGGCUGCGCAGAAGCGGCUGCGCAGAAGCGGCUGCGCAGAAGCGGCUGCGCAGAAGCGGCUGCGCAGAAGCGGCUGCGCAGAAGCGGCUGCGCAGAAGCGGCUGCGCAGAAGCGGCUGCGCAGAAGCGGCUGCGCACAAAGCGGCUGCGCACAAAGCGGCUGCGCACAAAGCGGCUGCGCACAAAGCGGCUGCGCACAAAGCGGCUGCGCACAAGCGGCUGCGCACAAGCGGCUGCGCACAAGCGGCUGCGCACAAGCGGCUGCGCAGAAGCGGCUGCGCAGAAGCGGCUGCGCAGAAGCGGCUGCGCAGAAGCGGCUGCGCAGAAGCGGCUGCGCAGAAGAACGGCUGCGCAGAAACGGCUGCGCAGAAACGGCUGCGCAGGAACGGCUGCGCAGGAACGGCUGCGCAGGAACGGCUGCGCAGGAACGGCUGCGCAGGAACGGCUGCGCAGGAACGGCUGCGCAGGAACGGCUGCGCAGAAGCGGCUGCGCAGAAGCGGCUGCGCAGAAGCGGCUGCGCAGAAGCGGCUGCGCAGAAGCGGCUGCGCAGAAGCGGCUGCGCAGAAGCGGCUGCGCAGAAGCGGCUGCGCAGAAGCGGCUGCGCAGAAGCGGCUGCGCAGAAGCGGCUGCGCAGAAGCGGCUGCGCAGAAGCGGCUGCGCAGAAGCGGCUGCGCAGAAGCGGCUGCGCAGAAGCGGCUGCGCAGAAGCGGCUGCGCAAAAGCGGCUGCGCAGGAACGGCUGCGCAGAAGCGGCUGCGCAGGAACAGCUGCGCAGGAACAGCUGCGCAGAAACAGCUGCGCAGGAACAGCUGCGCAGGAACAGCUGCGCAGGAACGGCUGCGCAGGAACGGCUGCGCAGAAACGGCUGCGCAGGAACGGCUGCGCAGAAACGGCUGCGCAGAAACGGCUGCGCAGAAACGGCUGCGCAGGAACGGCUGCGCAGGAACGGCUGCGCAGGAACGGCUUCGCAGGAACGGCUUCGCAGGAACGGCUGCGCAGGAACGGCUGCGCAGGAACGGCUGCGCAGGAACGGCUGCGCAGGAACGGCUGCGCAGGAACGGCUGCGCAGGAACGGCUGCGCAGGAACGGCUGCGCAGGAACGGCUGCGCAGGAACGGCUGCGCAGUAACGGCUGCGCAGUAACGGCUGCGCAGAAACGGCUGCGCAGGAACGGCUGCGCAGGAACGGCUGCGCAGGAACGGCUGCGCAGGAACGGCUGCGCAGGAACGGCUGCGCAGGAACGGCUGCGCAGGAACGGCUGCGCAGAAGCGGCUGCGCAGAAGCGGCUGCGCAGAAGCGGCUGCGCAGAAGCGGCUGCGCAGAAGCGGCUGCGCAGAAGCGGCUGCGCAGAAGCGGCUGCGCAGAAGCGGCUGCGCACAAAGCGGCUGCGCACAAAGCGGCUGCGCACAAAGCGGCUGCGCACAAAGCGGCUGCGCACAAGCGGCUGCGCACAAGCGGCUGCGUACAAGCGGCUGCGCACAAGCGGCUGCGCACAAGCGGCUGCGCAGAAGCGGCUGCGCAGAAGCGGCUGCGCAGAAGCGGCUGCGCAGAAGCGGCUGCGCAGAAGAACGGCUGCGCAGGAACGGCUGCGCAGGAACGGCUGCGCAGAAACGGCUGCGCAGGAACGGCUGCGCAGGAACGGCUGCGCAGGAACGGCUGCGCAGGAACGGCUGCGCAGGAACGGCUGCGCAGGAACGGCUGCGCAGGAACGGCUGCGCAGGAACGGCUGCGCAGGAACGGCUGCGCAGAAGCGGCUGCGCAGAAGCGGCUGCGCAGAAGCGGCUGCGCAGAAGCGGCUGCGCAGAAGCGGCUGCGCAGAAGCGGCUGCGCAGAAGCGGCUGCGCAGAAGCGGCUGCGCAGAAGCGGCUGCGCAGAAGCGGCUGCGCAGAAGCGGCUGCGCAGAAGCGGCUGCGCAGAAGCGGCUGCGCAGAAGCGGCUGCGCAGAAGCGGCUGCGCAGAAGCGGCUGCGCAGAAGCGGCUGCGCAGAAGCGGCUGCGCAGAAGCGGCUGCGCAGAAGCGGCUGCGCAGAAGCGGCUGCGCAGAAGCGGCUGCGCAAAAGCGGCUGCGCAGGAACAGCUGCGCAGAAGCGGCUGCGCAGGAACAGCUGCGCAGGAACAGCUGCGCAGAAACAGCUGCGCAGGAACAGCUGCGCAGGAACAGCUGCGCAGGAACAGCUGCGCAGGAACGGCUGCGCAGAAACGGCUGCGCAGAAACGGCUGCGCAGGAACGGCUGCGCAGAAACGGCUGCGCAGAAACGGCUGCGCAGGAACGGCUGCGCAGGAACGGCUGCGCAGGAACGGCUUCGCAGGAACGGCUUCGCAGGAACGGCUUCGCAGGAACGGCUGCGCAGGAACGGCUGCGCAGGAACGGCUGCGCAGGAACGGCUGCGCAGGAACGGCUGCGCAGGAACGGCUGCGCAGGAACGGCUGCGCAGAACGGCUGCGCAGGAACGGCUGCGCAGGAACGGCUGCGCAGGAACGGCUGCGCAGGAACGGCUGCGCAGGAACGGCUGCGCAGGAACGGCUGCGCAGGAACGGCUGCGCAGAAACGGCUGCGCAGAAACGGCUGCGCAGAAGCGGCUGCGCAGAAGCGGCUGCGCAGAAGCGGCUGCGCAGAAGCGGCUGCGCAGAAGCGGCUGCGCAGAAGCGGCUGCGCAGAAGCGGCUGCGCAGAAGCGGCUGCGCAGAAGCGGCUGCGCAGAAGCGGCUGCGCACAAAGCGGCUGCGCACAAAGCGGCUGCGCACAAAGCGGCUGCGCACAAAGCGGCUGCGCACAAAGCGGCUGCGCACAAAGCGGCUGCGCACAAAGCGGCUGCGCACAAGCGGCUGCGCACAAGCGGCUGCGCACAAGCGGCUGCGCACAAGCGGCUGCGCACAAGCGGCUGCGCAGAAGCGGCUGCGCAGAAGCGGCUGCGCAGAAGCGGCUGCGCAGAAGCGGCUGCGGAGAAGCGGCUGCGCAGAAGCGGCUGCGCAUAAACGGCUGCGCAUAAACGGCUGCGCAGAAACGGCUGCGCAGAAACGGCUGCGCAUAAACGGCUGCCUGCACAGGAACAGCUGCGCAGGAACAGCUGCGCAGGAACGGCUGCGCAGGAACGGCUGCGCAGGAACGGCUGCGCAGGAACGGCUGCGCAGGAACGGCUGCGCAGGAACGGCUGCGCAGGAACGGCUGCGCAGGAACGGCUGCGCAGGAACGGCUGAGCAGGAACGGCUGCGCAGGAACGGCUGCGCAGGAACGGCUGCGCAGGAACGGCUGCGCAGGAACGGCUGCGCAGGAACGGCUGCGCAGAAACGGCUGCGCAGUAACGGCUGCGCAGGAACGGCUGCGCAGGAACGGCUGCGCAGGAACGGCUGCGCAGGAACGGCUGCGCAGGAACAACUGCGCAGAAGCAGCUGCGCAGAAGCAGCUGCGCAGGAACAGCUGCGCAGGAACAGCUGCGCAGGAACAGCUGCGCAGGAACAGCUGCGCAGGAACAGCUGCGCAGGAACAGCUGCGCAGGAACAGCUGCGCAGGAACAGCUGCGCAGGAACAGCUGCGCAGGAACGGCUGCGCAGGAACGGCUGCGCAGGAACGGCUGCGCAGGAACGGCUGCGCAGGAACGGCUUCGCAGGAACGGCUGCAAGCGGCUGCGCAGAAGCGGCUGCGCAGGAACAACUGCGCAGAAGCAGCUGCGCAGAAGCAGCUGCGCAGGAACGGCUGCGCAGGAACGGCUGCGCAGGAACGGCUGCGCAGGAACGGCUGCGCAGGAACGGCUGCGCAGGAACGGCUGCGCAGGAACGGCUGCGCAGGAACGGCUGCGCAGGAACGGCUGCGCAGGAACGGCUGCGCAUAAACGGCUGCGCAGGAACGGCUGCGCAGAAGCGGCUGCGCAGAAGCGGCUGCGCAGAAGCGGCUGCGCAGAAGCGGCUGCGCAGAAGCGGCUGCGCUGAAGCGGCUGCGCAGAAGCGGCUGCGCAGAAGCGGCUGCGCAGAAGCGGCUGCGCAGAAGCGGCUGCGCAGAAGCGGCUGCGCAGAAGCGGCUGCGCAGAAGCGGCUGCGCAGAAGCGGCUGCGCAGAAGCGGCUGCGCAGAAGCGGCUGCGCAGAAGCGGCUGCGCAGAAGCGGCUGCGCAGGAACGGCUGCGCAGGAACGGCUGCGCAGGAACGGCUGCGCAGGAACGGCUGCGCAGGAACGGCUGCGCAGGAACAACUGCGCAGAAGCAGCUGCGCAGAAGCAGCUGCGCAGGAACAGCUGCGCAGGAACAGCUGCGCAGGAACAGCUGCGCGGGAACAGCUGCGCAGGAACAGCUGCGCAGGAACAGCUGCGCAGGAACAGCUGCGCAGGAACGGCUGCGCAGGAACGGCUGCAAGCGGCUGCGCAGAAGCGGCUGCGCAGAAGCGGCUGCGCAGAAGCGGCUGCGCAGGAACAACUGCGCAGAAGCAGCUGCGCAGAAGCAGCUGCGCAGGAACAGCUGCGCAGGAACAGCUGCGCAGGAACAGCUGCGCAGGAACGGCUGCGCAGGAACGGCUGCGCAGGAACGGCUGCGCAGGAACGGCUGCGCAGGAACGGCUGCGCAUAAACGGCUGCGCAUAAACGGCUGCGCAGAAGCGGCUGCGCAGAAGCGGCUGCGCAGGAACAGCUGCGCAGAAGCAGCUGCGCAGAAGCAGCUGCGCAGGAACAGCUGCGCAGGAACAGCUGCGCAGGAACGGCUGCGCAGGAACGGCUGCGCAGGAACGGCUGCGCAGGAACGGCUGCGCAGGAACGGCUGCGCAGGAACGGCUGCGCAGGAACGGCUGCGCAGGAACGGCUGCGCAGGAACGGCUGCGCAGGAACGGCUGCGCAGGAACGGCUGCGCAGGAACGGCUGCGCAGGAACGGCUGCGCAGGAACGGCUGCGCAGGAACGGCUGCGCAGGAACGGCUGCGCAGGAACGGCUGCGCAGGAACGGCUGCGCAGAAGCGGCUGCGCAGAAGCGGCUGCGCAGAAGCGGCUGCGCAGAAGCGGCUGCGCAGAAGCGGCUGCGCAGAAGCGGCUGCGCAGAAGCGGCUGCGCAGAAGCGGCUGCGCAGAAGCGGCUGCGCAGAAGCGGCUGCGCAGAAGCGGCUGCGCAGAAGCGGCUGCGCAGAAGCGGCUGCGCAGAAGCGGCUGCGCAGAAGCGGCUGCGCAGAAGCGGCUGCGCAGAAGCGGCUGCGCAGAAGCGGCUGCGCAGAAGCGGCUGCGCAGAAGCGGCUGCGCAGAAGCGGCUGCGCAGAAGCGGCUGCGCAGAAGCGGCUGCGCAGAAGCGGCUGCGCAGAAGCGGCUGCGCAGAAGCGGCUGCGCAGAAGCGGCUGCGCAGAAGCGGCUGCGCAGAAGCGGCUGCGCAGAAGCGGCUGCGCAGAAGCGGCUGCGCAGAAGCGGCUGCGCAGAAGCGGCUGCGCAGAAGCGGCUGCGCAGAAGCGGCUGCGCAGAAGCGGCUGCGCAGAAGCGGCUGCGCAGAAGCGGCUGCGCAGAAGCGGCUGCGCAGAAGCGGCUGCGCAUAAAAACGGCUGCGCAUGAACGGCUGCGCAGGAACGGCUGCGCAGGAACGGCUGCGCAGGAACGGCUGCGCAGGAACGGCUGCGCAGGAACGGCUGCGCAGGAACGGCUGCGCAGGAACGGCUGCGCAGGAACGGCUGCGCAGGAACGGCUGCGCAGGAACGGCUGCGCAGGAACGGCUGCGCAGGAACGGCUGCGCAGGAACGGCUUCGCAGGAACGGCUGCGCAGGAACGGCUGCGCAGGAACGGCUGCGCAGGAACGGCUGCGCAGGAACGGCUGCGCAGGAACGGCUGCGCAGGAACGGCUGCGCAGGAACGGCUGCGCAGGAACGGCUGCGCAGGAACGGCUGCGCAGGAACGGCUGCGCAGAAACGGCUGCGCAGGAACGGCUGCGCAGGAACGGCUGCGCAGGAACGGCUGCGCAGGAACGGCUGCGCAGGAACGGCUGCGCAGGAACGGCUGCGCAGGAACGGCUGCGCAGAAGCGGCUGCGCAGAAGCGGCUGCGCAGAAGCGGCUGCGCAGAAGCGGCUGCGCAGAAGCGGCUGCGCAGAAGCGGCUGCGCAGAAGCGGCUGCGCAGAAGCGGCUGCGCAGAAGCGGCUGCGCAGAAGCGGCUGCGCAGAAGCGGCUGCGCAGAAGCGGCUGCGCAGAAGCGGCUGCGCAGAAGCGGCUGCGCAGAAGCGGCUGCGCAGAAGCGGCUGCGCAGAAGCGGCUGCGCAGAAGCGGCUGCGCAGAAGCGGCUGCGCAUAAGCGGCUGCGCAGAAGCGGCUGCGCAGAAGCGGCUGCGCAGAAGCGGCUGCGCAGAAGCGGCUGCGCAGAAGCGGCUGCGCAGAAGCGGCUGCGCAGAAACGGCUAGGCAGAAACGGCUGCGCAGAAACGGCUGCGCAGAAACGGCUGCGCAUAAACGGCUGCGCAGAAACGGCUGCGCAGAAACGGCUGCGCAUAAACGGCUGCGCAUAAACGGCUGCGCAGGAACGGCUGCGCAGGAACGGCUGCGCAGGAACGGCUGCGCAGGAACGGCUGCGCAGGAACGGCUGCGCAGGAACGGCUGCGCAGGAACGGCUGCGCAGGAACGGCUGCGCACGAACGGCUGCGCAGGAACGGCUGCGCAGGAACGGCUGCGCAGGAACGGCUGCGCAGGAACGGCUGCGCAGGAACUGCUGCGCAGGAACGGCUGCGCAGAACGGCUGCGCAGGAACGGCUGCGCAGAAGCGGCUGCGCAGAAGCGGCUGCGCAGAAGCGGCUGCGCAGAAGCGGCUGCGCAGAAGCGGCUGCGCAGAAGCGGCUGCGCAGAAGCGGCUGCGCAGAAGCGGCUGCGCAGAAGCGGCUGCGCAGAAGCGGCUGCGCAGAAGCGGCUGCGCAGAAGCGGCUGCGCAGAAGCGGCUGCGCAGAAGCGGCUGCGCAGAAGCGGCUGCGCAGAAGCGGCUGCGCAGAAGCGGCUGCGCAGAAGCGGCUGCGCAGAAGCGGCUGCGCAGAAGCGGCUGCGCAGAAGCGGCUGCGCAGAAGCGGCUGCGCAGAAGCGGCUGCGCAGAAGCGGCUGCGCAGAAGCGGCUGCGCAGAAGCGGCUGCGCAGAAGCGGCUGCGCAGAAGCGGCUGCGCAGAAGCGGCUGCGCAGAAGCGGCUGCGCAGAAGCGGCUGCGCAGAAGCGGCUGCGCAGGAACAGCUGCGCAGGAACGGCUGCGCAGGAACGGCUGCGCAGGAACGGCUGCGCAGGAACGGCUGCGCAGGAACGGCUGCGCAGGAACGGCUGCGCAGGAACGGCUGCGCAGGAACGGCUGCGCAGGAACGGCUGCGCAGAAACGGCUGCGCAGAAACGGCUGCGCAGGAACGGCUGCGCAGGAACGGCUGCGCAGGAACGGCUGCGCAGGAACGGCUGCGCAGGAACGGCUGCGCAGGAACGGCUGCGCAGGAACGGCUGCGCAGGAACGGCUGCGCAGGAACGGCUGCGCAGGAACGGCUGCGCAGGAACGGCUGCGCAGGAACGGCUGCGCAGGAACGGCUUCGCAGGAACGGCUGCGCAGGAACGGCUGCGCAGGAACGGCUGCGCAGGAACGGCUGCGCAGGAACGGCUGCGCAGGAACGGCUGCGCAGGAACGGCUGCGCAGGAACGGCUGCGCAGUAACGGCUGCGCAGGAACGGCUGCGCAGGAACGGCUGCGCAGGAACGGCUGCGCAGAAGCGGCUGCGCAGAAGCGGCUGCGCAGAAGCGGCUGCGCAGAAGCGGCUGCGCAGAAGCGGCUGCGCAGAAGCGGCUGCGCAGAAGCGGCUGCGCAGAAGCGGCUGCGCAGAAGCGGCUGCGCAGAAGCGGCUGCGCAGAAGCGGCUGCGCAGAAGCGGCUGCGCAGAAGCGGCUGCGCAGGAACAGCUGCGCAGGAACGGCUGCGCAGGAACGGCUGCGCAGGAACGGCUGCGCAGGAACGGCUGCGCAGGAACGGCUGCGCAGGAACGGCUGCGCAGGAACGGCUGCGCAGGAACGGCUGCGCAGGAACGGCUGCGCAGGAACGGCUGCGCAGGAACGGCUGCGCAGGAACGGCUGCGCAGGAACGGCUGCGCAGGAACGGCUGCGCAGGAACGGCUGCGCAGAAGCGGCUGCGCAGAAGCGGCUGCGCAGAAGCGGCUGCGCAGAAGCGGCUGCGCAGAAGCGGCUGCGCAGAAGCGGCUGCGCAGAAGCGGCUGCGCAGAAGCGGCUGCGCAGAAGCGGCUGCGCAGAAACGGCUGCGCAGAAACGGAACGGCUGCGCAGGAACGGCUGCGCAGGAACGGCUGCGCAGGAACGGCUGCGCAGGAACGGCUGCGCAGGAACGGCUGCGCACGAACGGCUGCGCAGGAACGGCUGCGCAGGAACGGCUGCGCAGGAACGGCUGCGCAGGAACGGCUGCGCAGGAACUGCUGCGCAGGAACGGCUGCGCAGGAACGGCUGCGCAGGAACGGCUGCGCAGGAACGGCUGCGCAGAACGGCUGCGCAGAAGCGGCUGCGCAGAAGCGGCUGCGCAGAAGCGGCUGCGCAGAAGCGGCUGCGCAGAAGCGGCUGCGCAGAAGCGGCUGCGCAGAAGCGGCUGCGCAGAAGCGGCUGCGCAGAAGCGGCUGCGCAGAAGCGGCUGCGCAGAAGCGGCUGCGCAGAAGCGGCUGCGCAGAAGCGGCUGCGCAGAAGCGGCUGCGCAGAAGCGGCUGCGCAGAAGCGGCUGCGCAGAAGCGGCUGCGCAGAAGCGGCUGCGCAGAAGCGGCUGCGCAGAAGCGGCUGCGCAGAAGCGGCUGCGCAGAAGCGGCUGCGCAGAAGCGGCUGCGCAGAAGCGGCUGCGCAGAAGCGGCUGCGCAGAAGCGGCUGCGCAGAAGCGGCUGCGCAGAAGCGGCUGCGCAGAAGCGGCUGCGCAGAAGCGGCUGCGCAGAAGCGGCUGCGCAGAAGCGGCUGCGCGGAUACGGCUGCGCGGAAACGGCUGCGCGGAAACGGCUGCGCGGAAACGGCUGCGCGGAAACGGCUGCGCGGAAACGGCUGCGCGGAAACGGCUGCGCGGAAGCGGCUGCGCGGAAGCGGCUGCGCGGAAGCGGCUGCGCGGAAGCGGCUGCGCGGAAGCGGCUGCGCGGAAGCGGCUGCGCGGAAGCGGCUGCGCGGAAGCGGCUGCGCGGAAGCGGCUGCGCAGAAGCGGCUGCGCAGAAGCGGCUGCGCAGAAGCGGCUGCGCAGAUACGGCUGCGCAGAUACGGCUGCGCAGAUACGGCUGCGCGGAAACGGCUGCGCGGAAACGGCUGCGCGGAAACGGCUGCGCGGAAGCGGCUGCGCGGAAGCGGCUGCGCGGAAGCGGCUGCGCGGAAGCGGCUGCGCGGAAGCGGCUGCGCGGAAGCGGCUGCGCGGAAGCGGCUGCGCAGAAGCGGCUGCGCAGAAGCGGCUGCGCAGAAGCGGCUGCGCAGAAGCGGCUGCGCAGAAGCGGCUGCGCAGAAGCGGCUGCGCAGAAGCGGCUGCGCAGAAGCGGCUGCGCUGAAGCGGCUGCGCAGAAGCGGCUGCGCUGAAGCGGCUGCGCAGAAGCGGCUGCGCAGAAGCGGCUGCGCAGAAGCGGCUGCGCAGAAGCGGCUGCGCAGAAGCGGCUGCGCAGAAACGGCUGCGCAGAAACGGCUGCGCAGAAGCGGCUGCGCAGAUACGGCUGCGCAGAUACGGCUGCGCAGAAACGGCUGCGCAGAAACGGCUGCGCAGAAGCGGCUGCGCAGAAGCGGCUGCGCAGAAGCGGCUGCGCGGAAGCGGCUGCGCGGAAGCGGCUGCGCGGAAACGGCUGCGCGGAAACGGCUGCGCGGAAACGGCUGCGCGGAAGCGGCUGCGCGGAAGCGGCUGCGCGGAAGCGGCUGCGCGGAAGCGGCUGCGCGGAAGCGGCUGCGCGGAAGCGGCUGCGCGGAAGCGGCUGCGCGGAAGCGGCUGCGCGGAAGCGGCUGCGCAGAAGCGGCUGCGCAGAAGCGGCUGCGCAGAAGCGGCUGCGCAGAAGCGGCUGCGCAGAAGCGGCUGCGCAGAAGCGGCUGCGCAGAAGCGGCUGCGCAGAAGCGGCUGCGCAAUAGCGGCUGCGCAGAAGCGGCUGCGCAGAAGCGGCUGCGCAGAAGCGGCUGCGCAGAAGCGGCUGCGCAGAAACGGCUGCGCAGAAACGGCUGCGCGGAAACGGCUGCGCGGAAACGGCUGCGCGGAAACGGCUGCGCGGAAACGGCUGCGCAGAAGCGGCUGCGCAGAAGCGGCUGCGCAGUAGCGGCUGCGCAGAAGCGGCUGCGCAGAAGCGGCUGCGCAGAAACGGCUGCGCAGAAGCGGCUGCGCAGAAGCGGCUGCGCAGAAGCGGCUGCGCAGAAGCGGCUGCGCAGAAGCGGCUGCGCAGAAGCGGCUGCGCAGAAGCGGCUGCGCAGAAGCGGCUGCGCAGCAGCGGCUGCGCAGAAGCGGCUGCGCAGAAGCGGCUGCGCAGAAGCGGCUGCGCAGAAGCGGCUGCGCAGAAGCGGCUGCGCAGAAACGGCUGCGCAGAAACGGCUGCGCAGAAACGGCUGCGCAGGAACGGCUGCGCAGGAACGGCUGCGCAGAAACGGCUGCGCAGAAACGGCUGCGCAGAAACGGCUGCGCAGAAACGGCUGCGCAGAAACGGCUGCGCAGAAACGGCUGCGCAGAAACGGCUGCGCAGAAACGGCUGCGCAGAAGCGGCUGCGCAGAAGCGGCUGCGCAGAAGCGGCUGCGCAGAAGCGGCUGCGCAGAAGCGGCUGCGCAGAAGCGGCUGCGCAGAAGCGGCUGCGCAGAAGCGGCUGCGCAGAAGCGGCUGCGCAGAAGCGGCUGCGCAGAAACGGCUGCGCAGAAACGGCUGCGCAGAAACGGCUGCGCAGAAACGGCUGCGCAGAAACGGCUGCGCAGAAGCGGCUGCGCAGAAGCGGCUGCGCAGAAGCGGCUGCGCAGAAGCGGCUGCGCAGAAGCGGCUGCGCAGAAGCGGCUGCGCAGAAGCGGCUGCGCAGAAGCGGCUGCGCAGAAGCGGCUGCGCAGAAGCGGCUGCGCAGAAGCGGCUGCGCAGAAACGGCUGCGCAGAAACGGCUGCGCAGAAACGGCUGCGCAGAAACGGCUGCGCAGAAACGGCUGCGCAGAAACGGCUGCGCAGAAACGGCUGCGCAGGAACGGCUGCGCAGGAACGGCUGCGCAGGAACGGCUGCGCAGGAACGGCUGCGCAGGAACGGCUGCGCAGGAGCGGCUGCGCAGGAGCGGCUGCGCAGGAGCGGCUGCGCAGAAGCGGCUGCGCAGAAGCGGCUGCGCAGAAGCGGCUGCGCAGAAGCGGCUGCGCAGAAGCGGCUGCGCAGAAGCGGCUGCGCAGAAGCGGCUGCGCAGAAGCGUCUGCGCAGUAGCGGCUGCGCAGUAGCGGCUGCGCUGAAGCGGCUGCGCAGAAGCGGCUGCGCAGAAGCGGCUGCGCAGAAGCGGCUGCGCAGAAACGGCUGCGCAGAAACGGCUGCGCAGAAACGGCUGCGCAGAAACGGCUGCGCAGAAACGGCUGCGCAGAAACGGCUGCGCAGGAACGGCUGCGCAGGAACGGCUGCGCAGGAACGGCUGCGCAGGAACGGCUGCGCAGGAACGGCUGCGCAGGAACGGCUGCGCAGGAACGGCUGCGCAGAAGCGGCUGCGCAGAAGCGGCUGCGCAGAAGCGGCUGCGCAGAAGCGGCUGCGCAGAAGCGGCUGCGCAGAAGCGGCUGCGCAGAAGCGGCUGCGCAGAAACGGCUGCGCAGAAACGGCUGCGCAGAAACGGCUGCGCAGGAACGGCUGCGCAGGAACGGCUGCGCAGGAACGGCUGCGCAGGAACGGCUGCGCAGGAACGGCUGCGCAGGAACGGCUGCGCAGAAACGGCUGCGCAGAAACGGCUGCGCAGAAACGGCUGCGCAGAAACGGCUGCGCAGAAACGGCUGCGCAGAAACGGCUGCGCAGAAACGGCUGCGCAGAAACGGCUGCGCAGAAACGGCUGCGCAGAAGCCGCUGCGCAGAAGCGGCUGCGCAGAAGCGGCUGCGCAGAAGCGGCUGCGCAGAAGCGGCUGCGCAGAAGCGGCUGCGCAGAAACGGCUGCGCAGAAACGGCUGCGCAGAUACGGCUGCGCAGAUACGGCUGCGCAGAAACGGCUGCGCAGAAACGGCUGCGCAGAAACGGCUGCGCAGAAACGGCUGCGCCGAAACGGCUGCGCCGAAACGGCUGCGCCGAAACGGCUGCGCCGAAACGGCUGCGCCGAAACGGCUGCGCCGAAACGGCUGCGCCGAAACUGCUGCGCCGAAACUGCUGCGCCGAAACUGCUGCGCCGAAACUGCUGCGCCGAAACUGCUGCGCCGAAACUGCUGCGCCGAAACAGCUGCGCCGAAACAGCUGCGCCGAAACAGCUGCGCCGAAACAGCUGCGCCGAAACAGCUGCGCCGAAACAGCUGCGCCGAAACAGCUGCGCCGAAACAGCUGCGCAGAAACAGCUAG
Molecule: messenger RNA, 17949 nt
Organism: Schistocerca nitens (vagrant locust)
Lineage: Eukaryota; Metazoa; Arthropoda; Insecta; Orthoptera; Acrididae
Exons: 17
Coding region: 1-17949 (5982 amino acids)
Biological process (GO): cell differentiation; regulation of osteoblast differentiation
Cellular component (GO): nucleoplasm
Source: RefSeq, a predicted model, not a curated record